Lampris incognitus (smalleye Pacific opah) is the source of this 1905-nucleotide messenger RNA. RefSeq lists its product as uncharacterized. The transcript is spliced from 16 exons. Lineage: Eukaryota; Metazoa; Chordata; Actinopteri; Lampriformes; Lampridae. Bases 446 to 1516 code for a protein of 356 amino acids. Gene Ontology annotation, molecular function: protein binding. Gene Ontology annotation, biological process: mRNA export from nucleus; signal transduction; regulation of DNA-templated transcription elongation. The record is from RefSeq and is a predicted model, not a curated record. Gene Ontology annotation, cellular component: THO complex part of transcription export complex.
AGCUUCUCGCCUCGAAGCGGGAGACGGCGACAUCCCUGUUCCUGACCAAAAAGGUAACCAGAAUGACACUGAUGGCACUGACUCAGAGAACACAAGCACAAACACAGAGGAGAGCUCCGCCGAGGAGGCUGACGGAGAGGAGGAUGAGGACGAGGACUCCGCAGGCUGCACCGAGCAGGAUGGAGAAGAGGAAGGAGUGCCCGAGGACCUUCAUGUUCAGUCUAAUACUGAUACAACGCACUUCAAGUCAAGCUGUGAGAAAUGUAAAGCCAGUAGGCAGAGCCAUUGCAAUGAGCUGGUGACCCCAAGGAAGAUCUCUAAGGGUCAAUUACAGGUGGAGCUAGUAGGAGAGGGUACUUAUGAGUGCUCAGUCACUGGCCUGGUGUUUGAAGUAUCGGAGCGGGUUCUGGUGCGCUAUUCAGUCCUGUCCUGGUCCGAGUUUGGCAUGUUCCUCCAGGACUCCUGGAGGUUUGCUGGACCCAUCUUCAAUGUGGACACGGUCUACAAGGAUGUGUCAGUCCUCAAGUCCAUCCAGUUCCCCCACGCCCUCUGCCUGGCAGACCCGGAAAACGAGAUGACCUUCAGCGUCCUGCACAUCAAGGACAACCGCCCGGUCAUCGAGCCUACGGAGGACCACUCGGGUAGCCACGUUAAGUGGCGUGUGUCCUCUCUGUCACCUGUGGGUCCCAUCGUUCGGACAACCCAGCCUGUGGAGCGACACGGGGUAGUCCUGGUCUACAAGGAGCUGGGCGGUAGUGGCAACAACAACAGUUACAGCUUCCGCAUCUAUCUGGCCACAAACAACUCCUCUGACAUCAAGGACAUAAGCAAGGAGGUGCGCAUCUCUAAGAAGCGUUACAUGAAGAUAGAGAAGCCCCCUACCUGCAAGCUGGACGAGAGGACAUACCGCCUUAUGAGUAACCCAGAGGGGGAGAUCAACCCUGAGGACUUGGUAUUUACCCUUGCUGUAACUAAGCUCAAAGGCUACUUUGAGGCCUUCUUUGAGCAGCCCCCUCCCUUCAAAUUGUCUCUCAUAGAGACGGACUCGGACCAGAUUGUAUGGUCUGCCACAAUCAGAGAAGGUGAUUGUGUGAACAACACAGAAGCGAAAGAAAAGCCAAGGAAAAGGACAGAAAGCAGAAAGAGGAGCAGCAGUGUCUCGGAGGAGGAACUGGCCAGUAAGAGACCUCGAUCGCUAGAUGAGUCAGAAGUCAUGCGAUUGACGCCACCGCCGAGCCAGGACAUCACAGAGAAGCAGCUCCUUCAGGUGGCCAGACAGCUGGGGAAGGAGUGGAAGCAGGUGGCCAUUUUUCUCGACCUGAGCUCCAAAGACCUGGAUGAUAUCCAGGCGACAGAGAAGGACGUGACCAUGCAGAAGCUGAAGAUGCUGGUUGAGUGGAAGAGCCGGAGGCAGCCAGGAAAGGCCACCGUGGGUGACCUCUGGAGGUGUCUGCAGGAAAUGAAAGACCUGCCUAAUGAAGUUUGUCAGACACUAAGAAACAUGAUGGACGGAUGAGGUGGAUGGGACCUCUGGACGUCUGUUGCUCCAUUUUGAAGUGGCAACAAAGACUCAGGAACAAAGCGGGGAAUGUUCAACCACUGUUCCUAAAACACUGUACCCCUCUUUUUUCUUCCCUAAUUGUACUUGGGAAUUCACCCCACUCUUCCGAGCUGUCCCGGUCGCUGCUCCACCCCCUCUGCCGAUCCGGGGAGGGCUGCAGACUACCACAUGCCUCCUCCGAUACAGGUGGAGUCACCAGCCACUUCUUCUCACCUGACAGUGAGGAGUUUCACCAGGGGGACGUAGCACGUCGGAGGAUCACGCUAUUCCCCCCAGUUCCCCCUCCUCCCCCCGAACAGGCGCCCCGACUGACCAGAGGAGGUGCUAGUGCAGCAACCAGGACA